This is a messenger RNA of Trichomonas vaginalis G3, 1587 nucleotides long. RefSeq names its product spectrin binding. The record is from RefSeq and is a predicted model, not a curated record. Lineage: Eukaryota; Parabasalia; Trichomonadida; Trichomonadidae. The transcript has a single exon. Gene Ontology annotation, molecular function: protein binding. Bases 1 to 1587 code for a protein of 528 amino acids.
AUGAGUUUAGACUUCAAACCAUCCAGAAAAACGAUUAAUUCAUUCCAAAGAUACAUUAACUCCUUAAUUAAUCAAAAUAAUGGUGAUUCUAUCCAGCAAAAUGAUGAUUUUCGCGAAAAAUACGAAAUGAAUUUUCAAGAUUUUUCAAUUGAAAGUUCAAUUAUCAAUGACGAUGUUAGCGCAUUAUCUUCAUUAACAACUGAUACGAAUUUUAGUUUCAAAUCAAUAGAAGUUGGUGAAUUAUUUGUUGAUUUGAUUUCCUUUGCUGCUUUAUGCGGCUCAUCAAACUGUUUCAAUUACUUAUUAGUAAAUGGUAUAGAAAUUACUAACGAUAUUGCAAGAUUCGUCAUUAUGGGCGGUAAUUACAGUAUUUUCGAAACAUGCUUGCAAAAUGGAAUUUCGUUCAGAGAAACAGCAUCAUUUGCCCUAGAUGCGCAUCAAAACUCGAUUUUUGAAUGGAUUGUCGAAAAUUAUAAUUUAGAUUAUCAAAAUGAUAAAGUAAUUCCUUUCUUUAACAAUACAUUAUUCGAUAUCUACUUACUCUCAAUUAAUUCUGAUAUCAAACCAAUCGUAAAACGAGCUCUCGCAAAUAAUUUAUUAUUUCUCAAAUAUUUAGUCGAUAUUAAAGGAGUUUACCUUGAUCAAUCAUCUAUAUUCCAGCCAGCAUUCUUUGAUCAAUACAAUAUUCUUGAUUAUCUCUUAAGUAGAGGUUUAGAUAUAAAUUAUUCCACAAGAUAUAGAAAUAUUAUCACAGAUCCAAUAGAAACAAAGAAUGUGAAGAUGGUAAAAUACAUAAUUGAUCAUGAUUUCAAUGUAAAUGUCUUGGAUACUGAGAAAAAGUCACUUUUAUUUUAUUGUGAUUUAAAUGACGGUUUUGACACUGUAAAUUUACUUUUAGAAAGCGGUGUGAAUAUCAACCAAAAACAGCAAAAUGGGCAGACCAUUAUAUUCGAAUGUAUUGAAAGAGGAUCUAUAGAAAUGGUGUGUUUAUUGAAAAGCAAAAAUGCAAAUUUAGAAAUUAAAGAUUCGAAUGGAAAUACUCCACUUCUUUGGGCAGUUUAUCAAGGAAAAUUUGAUUUUGUAAAAUUACUUGUUGAAAAGUUUAAUGUUAACUUGAAUACUGUUAAUAAUUCUGGAUGGAAUGUAACACACAUUUGUGCAAUGAAUGAUAGAGUUUCGAUGUUGAAAUAUUUCGCUGAAAAACAAGUUUAUUUUGAUCUCCCUGAUAGAACUAAAUCAACACCUUUAAUAAGAGGUGCCGCUUUUGAAAGUAUUGUUUUGUAUCUGUGCGAUAUCGGUGCUGAUAUCAAUUAUAAAAAUAAAGAUGGUUGGACGGCUUUAGAAAGAGCAUGCGAUAAUUGUAGCUUCGAAUCAGCAAGAGAACUGAUAUAUAGAGGUGCUGAUGUAAAUGCUAUUGAUAAAAAGAAAUGGUCUCCUUUGCAUAGAGCUGCUUACAAAGGUUAUUACGAAAUUUGCGAAAUGCUUUUGGCAAAUGGUGCAAACCCUGAUUUGAAAAAUGAUAGUGGAGCAACAGCGGCUCAACUAACAAAUGAUGAUACUUUGAAAAAUCUUAUUGAUCAAUAUUAA